AUGGCGGAGGUUUCGACGGCGGCGGCGCCCGAGGGGGUGCUGCACCGGCGGAUUGAGUUCCACCCCGCGCGGUGGCCGCAUGCCUCUGUGGCGGUGGGCGGAGGCGGGUUCCGUAUGGAGACGCUGAACCCUGACGCCGCUGGUAAGGCGGGGGCCGGGGCGGCGGUUGGGAGCAACGAGGGGGAGGCGAGGAGGCCGGGGAAGGGGGACGCCGGCGGGAUCGAUCCAGAGCUCAGCGUCGCCAGGAUCUACCUUGGGAGAAUUGGUGCUGGUUUGGAAAAUCUUGGGAAUACCUGCUACCUCAACUCAGUUCUUCAAUGCUUGACGUACACGGAACCUUUCGCAGCCUAUUUACAGAGCGGGAAGCACAAGUCCUCAUGUCAAAUGCACGCGUUGCUCACAUUGCUCAAUAAAUUUGAUCCUUUCUUGGACCUCAGUCUUGAUAUUGCCAAGGCCACGACUUUAGUGCGGGCACUUGAAAAUUUUACUGUGGAUGAGUUACUAGACGGGGGUCAAAAGCAAUACCAGUGUGAACGCUGCAGGCAGAAAGUUGUAGCAAAGAAACGGUUUACAAUUGAUAAGGCUCCCAAUGUCUUGACAAUCCAUCUGAAGCGCUUCAGCCCUUUCAAUCCUCGUGAGAAGAUUGACAAAAAAGUGGACUUCCAACCAAGUCUCGAUUUGAAACCAUUUGUUAGUGACUCUAAAGUUACAGAUUUUAAAUACAGCCUUUAUGGUGUCCUAGUCCAUACAGGUUGGAACACUCAAUCAGGUCAUUACUAUUGCUUCGUUCGUACAUCCAGCGGGAUGUGGCACAAUCUUGAUGAUAACAAGGUGCGCCAAGUUCGUGAGGCAGACGUAUUGAAGCAAAAGGCUUAUAUGUUAUUUUAUGUACGUAACAGUAUUGGUAAGUCAGUGGCCCGCAAAGAGAACAUCACUGCUAAUGUGCCCAUGAAGAAAACCCCUGAAAAGAUCUCAAGUCUGAAUGGUAUUACCCAAAGCAGUGUAAAAGCACAAAAUUUGAAUGGUGUGUCUCCGUUUGGUGAUAAGGCGCACAACACAAUCAUUGGCUACUCUACAAUUUUCAGCAAGACUGUAACAGGCCAUUGUUCAAGGAAUGAGGUCAAAGCUGAAGAUGCUCCAGCCUCUCAAAACAAUGCCCUGCCUUCCAGACAAGCCCGUGGAGCUCAAAAUGAUGGUGGUACCUUGCCAACUAAACCAAUGCAGUUUGCUGUAAAUAGUCAGGAGACAGCUUCCUCCCACCAACCUGCACCAUUUACAAAUACUUGUGGUGAACAGACAGUUGUUGGGAAGCCCUUGCAGGAAAUGGAACCUAAGGCUGGCGCGGGGAAAAAUACUUCUGUUGUCUCUGCCAUUGCAAAUGGUGCCUCUACAUUGUCCAAGGCAGACAAACUGAUUUCUCAGCCUCAAACAGCUCCAUUUUCCGAGCCAGCUCCCCAAGUAAAUGGCACAGCUGCAGAGUUUGCUGCACGGUCUUUAUCCAAGAAGGAUUCUGUUGUUUCAAAUGGUGUCGUGCCUGGCAUUGGAUGUCUCACUUCCAGUGAGAAAGCAAGGAACUUUCCAGAAUCCGUGGAUCAAGCUAAUGAAAUCUCGAAGGCACUUCCUAUGAGUCAGAACAAUACUGCACCAGUAAUUGCACAAGCAGAUUCUGGUGUAGAGAUCAGCUCUGGUGGUAUUAUGCAUGUUGCUGUGGCUGCUUCAUGCAAUGGAACUACAGCGAAAAAGGUGAAUUUGAAGUCAAAGAAGUUUGUGAGGUAUCCUGUUGUGAACAUGUGGUUAGGGUCCAGACAACUGUUGUUAGCUUCACUAAAGCCAGGGAAGAAAGCGAAACAUAAGAGAAGUAGAACUAUAAGGCGUGUUGUAGCUUGUAAGGACACGGCAAAUAUAUCUUGUUUGAAUGAGCAGUUGACAUCAACAUCGGCCACUGCACGCUCUGAAACUAUAGAAUCUACCUCCAGCCAUCAGAAACGAUCACAUGGUAGUGCAAGGUCCAAAGAUGAUACCCAGUCCUCCAAAAACAAGCAGAAGGUCGAUGGAGCUCGUGUUGGUUCUGGCACAAGUGCACCUUCUGGCAGUGCUGACAUUCCAAAGUCUGAUCCAAGCUCUUCUGUAGAUGCUAAGUUGGUGGUAACCCAAUCUGUCAGUAUUCGUGCAACGGACCUGAUGGAAGCUACUGUUCCGUGCUGGGAUGAUGUAGACGUGCCAAAUACAAAGGUUGCUAAGCGGCAACACUCCAAACGCAAGAGCAUUGGUUACGUCCUAGAUGAGUGGGACGAGGAGUAUGACAAAGGGAAGACAAAGAAAUUACGGAAAUCAAAGCAAGACUUUGGUGGACCAAACCCCUUCCAGGAGGAGGCAGACUACAUAUCGCAGUGGAGGAUGAAACAAAAAUCCUACCAAGGCAAGUCUUGGAACCAGCCUAACACCAUAGAGGAGUUGAGAAUAUGA
Molecule: messenger RNA, 2466 nt
Organism: Miscanthus lutarioriparius
Lineage: Eukaryota; Viridiplantae; Streptophyta; Magnoliopsida; Poales; Poaceae
Source: the annotation of a GenBank genome assembly